AUGGUGAUGGGUGUAACCAGCAGGAUGCUGAGUCUCUAUAACCCCAGAGUCAGAGGUCUCCAGAUGCAAUACGAUUGCUCCUGAGAUCCUUCACUGGUAAAUAAAGCAGCAGCAGUCCAACACAGGACAUCCCAUGGCUACUUUGUCCACAUGCUUUGUGGAGGGAACCAGUUAUAUGAGAAGCGGAGAGGAAGAAGAUGGGAAUAAAGAAGUUAAAGAGGAAGAAAAAGAUAAAUCAGCCGUCCAGACGCAACAAAGACCAGCCUGGGCGCCAUAUGUACACUACAAACCAGACAGAGAGGUGUACCAUUACGUUGGACAGGACAUCGUCAUUGAUGGGGCUCUCGACUCCUAUGCAGGCAUGAUAUGGCCAGGGGCUCUGGCUCUCUGUCAAUACCUGGAAACUCAUUGCGAAGAGUUGAAUCUCGUGGGCAAGGCGGUCCUGGAGAUCGGCGCGGGAACAGGCCUCACGUCUGUUGUAGCGACACUCCUCGGUGCCUGGGUGACAGCCACAGACCUUCCGGAUGUCCUGAACAACCUGAGAGCCAACCUGUUCAGAAACACCAGGGGGCGAUGGAAAUACAUGCCUCAGGUAGCAGCUCUGUCCUGGGGCCAGGACCUGGAGAGCACCUACCCUUCAUCUGUCUACAGGUACGACUACGUGCUGGCAGCUGAUGUGGUCUACCAUCACGAUUUCCAGGACGAGCUGUUGGCCGUCAUGAAGCAUUUCUGCAAACCAGGAACGAGUUUGAUCUGGGCCAACAAGGUCCGGUAUGAGAGCGAUCUGACCUUCACUGAGAACUUUAAAAAGGCUUUUCACACAAAACUGCUGGUCGAAGACGGAGAGAUGAAGAUCUUCAUGGCAACGUGUAGAGAGGAGGGAGAAGGUGAUCAGGAAAUUCAAGAUCUGCUGAAAGAGGAGGAAGAAGGAAAGGAGGAGAAGAAGAGAAAAGAACAACUUGGAGAUGAAAAACACAAGGGCGAUGAGCUUCACUCUGUCAGUACAGAACAAAGUAAAGGAAAAGACAUUGAUGUACGAGAAGAACCUCGUGUGUCAGAGCCUGAAAGAGGAGAUGAUAAGGAAGAUAAAAACAAGCAUGAGUCUGAUGGAGAGGAGGAAAUGGUCCAUAAAGAUGACGACUAUAAAGAGGACAAGAAGGAUGAACCAGAUUUAAGUUGUAGCAGCACAGCCAACGAGGAGGACGCUCCAGGACAAACAAACACAAAAACAGCUGAGCAGCAGGACAGCCCACCAGCCUGGGCUUCCAUCAUCAACAGACGCUUUGGUAGAGACAUCUACCAUUACGUAGGGCACGACAUUGUCAUUCAGGAGUCCAUAGACUCGUACGGAGCAGUGAUGUGGCCAGCAGCGUUGGCUCUGUGCUCCUACCUGGAAAACAACAGGAAUACGGUGAACCUGCAGGGAAAGGAGGUGCUGGAGCUGGGAUCAGGAACUGGACUGGUAACCAUUGUGGCCAGUCUGCUGGGAGCUUCAGUCACAGCUACAGACCUACCUGACGUGUUAAGUAACCUCCAGGCCAACGUGACCAGGAACACCAGGGGGCGCUGCAGACACACACCCAAGGUGGAAAUUCUGUCCUGGGGCCACAACCUGGAGCGCACCUACCCUUCAUCCCUCUACAGGUACGACUAUGUGUUGGCAGCUGACGUGGUCUACCAUCAUGACUUCCUGAACGAGCUCCUGGCCACCAUGAAGCAUUUCUGCACACGAGGAACGACUGUGAUCUGGGCCAAUAAGGUCAGGUUUGAGACUGAUCUGACCUUCACUGAGAACUUUAAAAAGGCUUUUCACACGAGUCUGCUGGCCGAAGACGGAGAGAUGAAGAUCUUCAUGGGAACGUUUCGAGGGUGAGAGACAGAAAAGAUACAGAAGGAUUACUGAAUGGCCCCCACAGGUCAGGGGGGCCCCUUAGUCAGAGCCUCUGUUAAACGUGACUGUUAAUACCACUACUUUUUGGGAAGUUAAAGGGCGAGUACCUGACACUUUUUACUUUUACCUUUGUUAUUUUUUCAAUAUAAACAGCAGCACAGUGCAUGACUGAGCCAAUAUAAUUAGUAGAGCAACUGAAAUUACUUUGACGGUGGAAUAGCUCAGCUUUAACAAAACAAUGCUUCACAGGUUUCCUUUGAUGAUAUCACAUAUUUUGUAUAUUCAUUUGUAAAAUAACAGUGAAGACUUUUGAUCUAUAGUAGCAGAAUGUUGUGGUGAGAGUUUAGAUGGCCACUCUAUCUCGAAUAUUAACAAAAGACUGCAGCUUUUGCAGUGAUGUGGGUGCUGCGCCGGACUGUCAUGGGGAAGAGGGAGCUCUGGGUAGUGACCGCAAGAAUAAGAUUGCGGAUACAAGCGGCCAAAAGACAAGCGUUUCCUCCGUGGGGUGGCUGGGCUCAGCUUUAGAGAUAGGGUAAGGAGCUCAGACAUCCGGAGGGAGCUUGGAGUAGAGCCACUGCUCCUUCGUGUCGAAAGGGGUCAGUUGAGGUGGUUCAGCAUCUGAUCAAGAUGCCUCCUGGGCGCCUCCCAUUAGAGGUGUUCCGGACACAUCCCACUAGUAGGAGGCCACGGGGCAGACCCAGAACAUGCUGGAGGGAUUACAUAUCUCAUCUGGCCUGGGAAUGCCUUGGGGUCCCCCAGGAGGAGCUAGAAGGGGCUGCUGGGGAGAGGGACAUCUGGGGUGCUUUGCUUGGCCUGCUGCCCCUGCAACCCAGCCCCGGAUAAGCAGGUGAAAAUAGGUGGAUGGAUAGAUGAAUCAUCAGAACUGAAGUGUUAUGAUUUACCUGGAAAGGUGCCAAACAACCACAUUUCUCUGUUUAGACCUGGUAUUAACAUGCAUUUUAGGUGAUCCAAUCACAAGUGGACAGCGCUAAAUGCAAGAGUAGACGACCACCCAGACGCACUGUGAUCUUUGGUAGUGUUACCACUAAUGCACCCUGAUGCGUCCCUUACAAGGACUAUACCAUCUGCGCACAUUGUGGUGGUUGUUUUGGUGACAACGCGCUAAAACUCUAUCAGGCAAGAAAUGAAGGCCUUAUGCACUUGUUUCUGUGCCAGUGCUGUCCCGUAUGAGCACAGAGCAAAGCAGUGGCAAUGAGCUGGCCAGUAGGAUACACACAUGCACUGAUAAGCACACGCAGUUUACGACAAUAAAACAAAGAGAAGCUCGGAUUACAACACACACAGAUGACAAUAAUCCACUUUAUCUUUACAUAGCAAAUAGCUGUUUGCUCUUAAUGUUGUAUACAGAACCUUUACAGAUAAAACAGCUCAUUGUUCAUUGAGAAAAUCAUCUGUACAUUUUUUGAUAUAGCAAAGAAUUUAGUCACAGCCCUUUCACUGCGAGUCUGCAUCUGUUAUGAAAUGUCCUGUUUUUGUUGGCAUGUGAAUUGUCUUUUUUAACAUUGUUUAAUAUAGUAAAAACAAUUGAAACGA
Molecule: messenger RNA, 3445 nt
Organism: Epinephelus fuscoguttatus (brown-marbled grouper)
Lineage: Eukaryota; Metazoa; Chordata; Actinopteri; Perciformes; Serranidae
Exons: 8
Coding region: 134-1873 (579 amino acids)
Biological process (GO): peptidyl-lysine methylation
Cellular component (GO): cytosol; cytoplasm
Molecular function (GO): protein-lysine N-methyltransferase activity
Source: RefSeq, a predicted model, not a curated record